UUAGCAUCUCCUAAAAUAUCCCUCACUCUUCACGUUCACGCUCUUUUGCAGUUACCGCGAGAGAAGCUACUACCUAGAGGCUAAGGUAAUUGCUUUCUGUUUGGCAAAAUUUAGUUGGGAAAAUAGCUAUUGCAGGAGAUCUCAGGGUUUACCAUACAGAUUCAAGCCUCUUCGCAUUUUCCCCUAGCUUGUUAUCGGUUUUACGCACUUUUCUAGCUGAGGCCUGAGCUUCAAACCGCACUUAAGACAUGAGUAAUGUGACCGAAGAUAGCAACGAUACGGGGUAUAGUAGGCCUCUUGAAGGGAUGGCAGGUGUUAUUGCAUUACUUGGUAAAAUGCAUGAGGAUACAAAUGUUACACUGCUACAUUUGUUCACUCGGAUUGGACAUGAGGUUGAUUUAAGCAAAACGAGAAGGGAGUUGUUCAAUCUCUUGGGUAAUAUUCCCGAUCUUUCACUCACUGACAAAUUCGUUGUUUGUGAGACUCUUGGAGGAAAUCCGGCACGGCUAGAUCUGUUUAUGGGGCUGCCUGAUUCUGUGAAACCUGCAUAUGUCUUGCGUGUUCUCAAGGAGAGGGGGCAGCGUCAGGAAUAAGCAAUCUUUGUAACCAAGUAUUGGCUGCGUUGUAGGGAAGCUUUUGGUGAUAUGUAAUUUGUUACUUUUGGUUACCGGAAAUAUGAGAACUUUUGGUGAUAUGUAAAGAUUGUGACCUUAUAUGGUAGUAGUACUAAAUUGAAAUC
Salvia hispanica is the source of this 739-nucleotide messenger RNA. The record is from RefSeq and is a predicted model, not a curated record. Lineage: Eukaryota; Viridiplantae; Streptophyta; Magnoliopsida; Lamiales; Lamiaceae.